Molecule: messenger RNA, 10482 nt
Organism: Hemicordylus capensis (graceful crag lizard)
Lineage: Eukaryota; Metazoa; Chordata; Lepidosauria; Squamata; Cordylidae
Gene: SOST
Product: sclerostin
Exons: 2
Coding region: 5335-6507 (390 amino acids)
Biological process (GO): negative regulation of BMP signaling pathway; negative regulation of Wnt signaling pathway; ossification
Molecular function (GO): BMP binding
Source: RefSeq, a predicted model, not a curated record
GAAGAGCAGAAGGCUCCAAGUUCUCUUGCUGGCUUCUCCAAGAUAGGGCUGAGAGAGAUUCCUGCCUGCAACCUUGGAGAAGCUGCUGCCAGUCUGUGAAGGCAAUAUUGAGCUAGAUAGACUAAUGGUCUGACUCAGUAUGUGGCAGUUUCCUAUGUUCCUAAGCAAUAAUCUUUGAUCUGGAAACUCUUCUCCCAAUGCCAGAAGUAUGAGGGCAGGCUGAAGUCACUCAGCAAAGGCUCUUUAUGUAUAUUCAGAAGCACUCUUUAUCAUUGCUUUAUCAUUACCAGUGCACAGCCAUGAUUCUCUUGUCAUUUGAGGCCUGAUGUCAGCAGUGCCCUUGGUUACUUUGGCUGCAUUUAAGAACAAUGCUGUUAAGAGCUGGUCUUGAGCAAGCAUGAAUUGUCCCCUUUGCUAAGCAGGAUCCACCCUGUUUUGCAUUUGAAUGGGAGACUACGGGUGAGCACGGUAAGAUUUUCCCCUUAGGGGAUGGGGCUGCUCUGGGAAGCGCAUCUGCAUGCUUGCAUGCAGAAUGUUCCAAGUUCCUGAAUUCAUGGAAGACAGAUCUAUCAAUGGCUACUAGUCUGGUGCCUUUAGGCCACCUCUAGCCUCAGAAGCAUGAUGCCUCUGAAUACCAGUUGCAAGGGGAGCAACAGCAGGAGAGAGGGCAUGCCCUCACCUCUUGUGAGGCAUCUGGUGGGUCACUGUGUGAGACAGGAUGCUGGACUAGAUAGGCCUUGGGCCUGAUCCAGCAGGGCUGUUCUUAUGUACUGUCCCUGGCAGCAUCUCCAAGAUAGGGCUGAGAGAGACGCCUGCCUGCAACCUUGGAGAAGCCGCUGCCAGUCUGUGGAGACAGUAACUGAGCUAGAUUUACCAAUGGUCUGACUUGGUAGAAGGCACCACCCUAUGUUCCUAAUUUCAGCACGGAAUUGAGGCUUUGUCCCAAUCCAAAUGUGUACACAGCUCUCCUACUCGCCUUGCCAAACAGUGGCCAAUAACACCAGGAAAGAAUGUGGCAACAGUGUUCUCUCUAAUUUAUUUCAUCUGUGUGUGGAAUGAGUUUUGUUCUGGGUGGCAGGAUCUAGGCAGUGAGCGCGCACUUGCAGUCAGAGUGGAGCCUUCCUGACUCAACCUGAGCAGGAUCUAAAACGAACUGAGCGGACAGCGAAAAACUUGUGAGUGAGCGCACAUGCGCAUACCUUAGAGGGAACACUGCUUGGUGAGUAGGGGAGCAAAGUCCAGCCCUUUCAACUGCUUUCUAAGCACUUGACUGGUGCAAGCAAUUGCCAGUGUUUGUAAUAGCUGGGUGGUACUGGCGGGGAUAGGGCCAUAGCUCAGUGGGACAGCAUCUGCUUUGCAUGCAGAAGGUCCCAGGUUCAACCCCAGGCAGCAGGUAGGGCUUCAGGAGACUCCUGCCUGAUACUCCAGAGACCUGCUGCCAGUACAGUUUAUUGUAGCUGGGAAUGAUGGGAGUUCUAGUUCAGCAGCACCUGGAGUGUCACAGAUUGGGAACCCCCGGCCACUUUCCAGAUUGGGCACUACAACAGUGUCACUAUGUGUCCUUUGUGUUCUCGUAUUGCCUGUGUACCGACAUCACAAUCUCUGCGUUGUCAGCAAGGUGCUGUUCACAUUUCCGAUGCCUUCUUUGGGGUUUUAUUGCUGCGUUACAGUCCUGUAAACAACAACAACAACAAAAAACUGUAUUUCCUGUUGUAAGGAGUUUCGUGCAAACUAGAAAAAACUGCUCCCCCUGCUGGUGGCUUUGCACAGCAUCCUUUAUUUACACUACGAUACUGCCAAGCUGAAGUAAAUUAUGGCUGUAUUACCAUGCAAUCUGGAAAGCGCCCUGAUGUAGCUAGAUGGACCAAGAGUCUGGCUCAGUAUAUGAUGUUCUAUGUUCCUGCCAGGCCACUCUGCAUGCUGGCCUGGAACAGGAAUUGUGCAUGCAGCACUCAUUUGCAUGCAUGGUUCAUUGUCCUUGUCUAGCAUGGUUCCAGCUAGAGAGAUGCAUGCAAGACACCUACAUCCACAUGCUUAUGCCCAGGUGUGUGGCUACUAUUGAGCAUGGGGGGAGUGAGUGUCCUCAGGCCGUCACCACGCCGAGCACUUCCAGGGGCUACCAGAGGCUCAUCCUUUAUUUCCCCCCACACCUCUGGGGGGCUGCCAGAUGCUCAUCUGCCCCCACAUUCCCAUGCCUGUAGCAACUGGGGGAAGAAGGGGGCUUGGCUCUUCUGCCUGCUGCACUUGGCUUUUCAUUCCCAUGCCGUUGGGGUCAGGUCUUUCUCUGCCUUGUCCCGAGCCCAACGGCAUGUGCAAAUGCAGUGCUGAGUGCAACUGGUUAUGAUGUCAUGCAUGGGGGUGUGGCUGCCGUGUGCUCGUGCGUGCACACAAAUCAAUGGGGGGGGGCACCAGUCGAGCUCAUCUCACGGUCGCCACUGAGCCCCCUACUCUCCUGCCUAUGCCCCUUAAUUGGAUCAAGGCACAUGAGUUUAGAGUUGGCAGGAAAAGAAGACAACAUCUCCAGCCCUGUAAAGAGAAAGGCAUGACGAGGUAUCCUGGGAUCUUACUUCCUUGCAACCACCCAUCAGACAGCUGCAAUGUGUUUAUUUUUCAAUCAUUGUGGCUCAGAUGAGCAAAAAUCAACCUGCAUCAGCUCUUUGCUAAGAAUAAUAUGCCUCCUCGCCUUGGCUCCUAUGUAAAUGUGUGGGUGUGAAUACUUGGGUGGGUGAAAUAUCCUCUCUUUCCCUAUGCACAUAUGCACCCCCCCAUUAAAACUACUUCUGUGUAGCACGCAUACACACUGCGCAGACUUGCCACUCACAUAACACUGCCAUGCACACACCCAGUGGUGCUGUUUAUACCCUUCCCUGCUCGACCCAUUUCCGCAAACAGCACACAGUGUGCUCUGUCCCCGGGCUUUGUAGCUGGCAGUAUUUUUAACUUCUGAGCAGUCGGAAUGUUUAUAAACUACACUACGGUAGCUAAACUUGCACUUUACAGUAAAUGUGUACUUUGGCCCUGUGCGUGCGUGUGACUUAAAUAACAGCCGUGGGGCCUGAUCAGGAUUGGGACCAGAAUACAUGGGGAAGGGGGCUCUAACCCUUUGCUCCUGCAGUCCUGCUGGCGCAGUCUGUCUAGCUCAGCAGCAUCUACAGUGUGCGAGUGGCAUUUGUGUGGCCGUGCAGUUUGCAUGCACAAAAGCCACACAAAUGGCCUCCUCUGUGCAUCUGCGGAGGCUGGAUCCAUGCCGCCAUGCGGGUGCUUGCUAAAGAGGCACUGUACAUAGGAACAUAGGAAGCUGCCAUAUACUGAGUCAGACCACUGGUCUAUCCGGCUCAGUACUGUCUUCAUAAAGUGGCAGCGGCUUCUCCAAGGUUGCAGGUAGGAAUCUCUCUCAGCCUUAUCUUGGAGAAACCAGGGAGGGAACUUGAAACCUUCUGCUCUUCCCAGAGUGGCUCCGUCCCCUGAGGGGAAUAUCUCACAGUGCUCACACUUCUAGUCUCCCAUUCAAAUGCAACCAGGUGGACCCUGCUUAGCUAAGGGGACAAGUCCUGCUCACUACCACAAGACCAGCUCUGCUCUCCUCACAUGCUUGGGCUAUGCUGGGGGUGGUGGUCGUGAGCAGCAGCACCAGCAGCUGUGCUGGGGCAGGUAACAACAACAGGUAACACAUUGGUCUGACUCAGUAUAUGGCAGUUUCCUAUGUUCCUAUUUAAACUACUUAAACUACUACUCACCACAUCCCACCCCCCACCUCCUCCAGCCACCCGCUUGAUGACAAACCGGUCUGCCCGAACCAGGUUAGUUUUGGUUUGAUUUUUAACCGGGUUAGUUUUGGUUAGUUUUGGUUUGAUCAUGGACUGAAUUGCCCGUGGUUGGCUCCCAUAGUCCGGUUUUCAGUGAUCGUCAUAAUAGCUUCAAUGAGUUUUGUUGGUCCUCAGUCAACGGCCAAGUCUCAAGGGGCUUAUUCUUGUACUGAAGCCAGUGGUUUGGGAGAUUAUAGCUGCACAGGUUUCAAAGGCUUUGCCUGUGUUUGCAUCAGAGUGUUUUCUUCUGUUGAUUUUAUCUGAUUUGGAGGCUAAUGAAUGGGCAAAAACAUUCUGCAAAUCAAUGCAUGUUGUGCUUUCAUUUAGUACAUCAUUCAUCUUUCUCUAGAACUGUAGUAAUUGCUCUAAGAGAUUCUCCAAAGCUUACUUUUGACUUCACAGAUAAAUGAAUGAAACCAAGUUUAUUGCUGAAACCAUAGAACAUCACAGGGGAAAAAUAAGCUACAGGAACACAGGAAGCUGCCUUAUACUGAGUCCGACCAUUGGUCUGUCUAGCUCAGUAUUGUACACUGACUGGCAGCUGCUCUCCAAGGUUACAGGCAGGAGUCUCUCCCAGCCCUACCUGGAGAAGCAGCCAGGGAUUGAACCUGGGACCUUCUGCAUACAGGUGCUCUACCACUGAGCUAUGGCCCCAUGCCUUAAGGGAAUAUCUUCCAGCAUGCACAAGUAGUAUCCCAUCAAAAUGCAAACCAAGACAGACCCUGCUUAGCAAAGGGGACAAUUCAUGCGUGCUAUCACAAGACCAGCUCUCCUCCCAUAGUAUGAAUGUCCAGAGCCCUUCACAUACUGUGGCUGACAUACAUUGAAAUUGAUGUUAUGUGCAUGUUGCCACCUAACAUUCAUGCAAUCACACAAGACCACUCUGGCACAAGUGCAAAGAUUGUGCAAAUGCAGUUGCACAACAGUAUGGCCAUUAUUUCAAACGGCUACACUGUCACACAACUCCAUGUGCACAAUUUUUGUGCGUGUGCAAGUGCAUUUUGGGACAACUACAUGAACAUUACAUUGCAACAUGUAUGUAAAGAUGUGCAGUAUGUCAGCCACUGUCUCUCCUAGCCUUACAACAACUCUGUAAAGUAGGCCAAUAUGACCUCCCCCAGCAAUAUGCCAAAUGGGAGGCUCAGGAUAUAAUGGCUUGCUUAAGACUGCUAGUGAUUUAAUAGCCCAGAUGAGAUUUGAAACAGUGUUUCCCCCUAGUUCACAAAUUGUCCAGAAUGGAUUUAAAAGUAACAAAGAAGAAAACAAGGUGGGCGUGGUGAGCAUCUGGAUGAUGCCCCUUUACGUUCUUCAUACUGAAAGAUCAGUGGCUGCACCAGACAAAAAUAUCAGAAAAGGUCAUGUUUGGGGGUCUCAGAAAGGGCAUUUUUUGGAGGGCGUUCUUUUUUUCAUAUGGCAGAUUUCUGGAAGAGAAAUAACAGUGGCUGACAUGAUGAGGAAAACUACAAAGUAGUGCCAUUGAAAUUAACCUUUUAAAUUUCAAUGAGACUCUUGAUUAGUUUUCCUCAUCAUGUCAGGCAGCAUUAAAACUCAUUAUCCUAAUCGGGAUAAUUCAUCAGAUAUGUGGGCGGGGGGCAGAGCUGAACUAUUGAGAAAAUUUUCAAAGUCAAGGAGUCAAUUCCCCCCGCCCUUUUUUUUCUUUUCAAGUGAAAAAUUGGCAGAUCUGCAGACAGGAUUCUCAUUUGAUGUACUCAGUUCCAUAUACCUUGCCAGCCCCCGCUUCUUUUCUUGGUUUUGGAAAGAGGCGAGUGAGAAAAGGUUGUGUGAAGAUAAACUUGGUUUCGGAUGUUCCGCCCUCGGCUCUCCUCCCUCACACCCGCCCACCCCAUUCCUGGCCCUCAGCAGAGUGAAUGGGUCCCUCCACCCUCUCCCUGGCCCGCCCCACUCCCCUCCUAUUGGCUGCCUGGUUUCUAAGAAGGAAUUUAAAAAGGAGAAUCCUGUUGCAUCGCUCAGGAUUCGAGAGGACAGGAACACCGCAAGGCAAACCUCCUCCCGGCAGCUGCCUGCGGCCAUGCAGACCUCCCAGGCUGUCUGCUCCGUCUGCCUCUUCUUCCAGCUGGUCUUCCCUUCUGGGCGAGGAUGGCAGCUUGUGCUGAAAAAUGAUGCCACCGAGAUCGUGCCAGAGUUCCCGGAGAAUACAGAGAUGCCAGUGGAGCAGCAGCAGCAGCAGCAGUUCUAUGUCCCGCCGGAGAAUGAGACCAUGAACAACCGGGCACAACAGGGAGAGAGACACCCCCCGCAGGUUUCUCUUGGCAGGACUGAACCCCUGGAGUUCAGCUGCCGGGAAGUGUAUUCCACCCGCUACGUCACCGACGGUCAAUGCCGCAGCAUCAAACCAAUCAGGGAGCUGGUAUGCUCUGGUCAGUGCCUUCCAUCCCAUCUCCUCCCUAAUUCGAUUGGCAAGGGGAAAUGGUGGCGGCAGAACGCUCUGGAUUACCGUUGUAUCCCUGCACACAGUCGCUCCCAGCGGGUCCAGCUCGCCUGUCCCGAAGAGGACAUUCGGACUAUCAAGAUCCGAACCAUCACCUCUUGCAAAUGCAAGCGCUACACCCGCUACCACAACCGUUCCCAGCUGAAAGACUUCAGCAAAGAGACUGCCCGGCUUCAGAAGAACAAAAAGCCACGCUUCUCCAGGGCCAGGGGCAGUAAGGCCAACCAGCCAGAGCUCGAGAACUCCUACUAGUCAGGGCCUUUGGUGAGGGUGAGGCCUAGCGCAGAAGUGUAAAGAUUUUUGAUUGACCCACUCUCUCUUUCCGAGGGCGCCACCAGGAGCAUUAUGGGACAGAGUGAGGAGAUGGCCACAGCCGCCACCGCAGCAGCUGCCCCGACCCGAGGUUCAGAGUUGAUGCAAUUGGCUUUGAAGGAGCAGCCAUCAGUUUGAGAGAAAAGUAGCUCAGCGGUUAGAAAGGGGUUGAAGAGUGGGGGGCGGUCCCGACACCACGACAUCCUGCCAGACUUCCUUGUCUGUUUAACACAAGGCUGGCACCUCUCUGCUAAAACCAGCAUACGUCCAUUUUUAGUCCAAUAUGACAUCUCUAAGGGUGUGUGCUCACUGGCACACCUCCCUUUCUCCGUAACACUUUGCUUCUUAAUGGGCUGUGUAUCAGUGUAUCAUCCUUUGUUGCACUGUGGCAUUGCUUGAGCUCUAUGCGCUUUGUUCUCUGUUGAUGGUACCUGUUCACUUCCUCUUCCUGUGAUAACUGGGCUUGCAUUCCUUGCAUCGUCAGGAAUGGCUGGAAGAUCUGGAAAAUCAUGUCACUGCACAGAGCCAGAAGUGCACAUCUUUAUGGACUUUGCAGGGGCAACACGCACCCCCCACCCCCACCCCCGGCUGAAUAGCCUUGGGAAAGUGCCUCUAAUAGGACAUCAACAUAGGUAGCAUCAUGCCAAGUAAGGAAAAGAGAAAGCAAUGUCAGAAAGAUGGUUCACUGGGAGGAUUGCGUUUUAAGUCACAAUUCACAGGCCUGGGAUGAGGCUGAACAUGCUUCUAGGUUAGGCAGACUUGACCUCCAGCAAUUCUCAUUUUAGAAUGAAGCAUUGUCUGCUUAAGGUACAGGGGUCUUCUGGAAGGGGUCUUCUGCCUUGAAUGGGGACUGCCGCAGAGUAGCAUGAUUCUGACAUUUCAGCAUAUUCAGAACCCCCUCCUCUGCACAUGACAUUUCCCCUAUGGAGCAGGGGUGGCCAACCUGAGGCUCUCCAGCUGUUGCUGGACUACAACUCCCAUCACCCCCAGCUGCCAUUUAUUUAUGUUGUAGUCCAACAUCAGCUGGAGAGCCUCAGGUUGGACACCCCUGCCAGAGUAUAGUGAGGAAGCUUGCAUGGAUAUUCUCUGCUUAACAUCUUGUGUGCAAAAGCACGAUGCUUUCCCUACAUGGAGUUAAAGGGGCACAUCCACUUCCAGCCGCAUGUCCAUCAGGCAAAACAAAACAAAACAAAACAAACUUCUAUGCAUUUCAUACACAAUGGUGUAUAUAAGUAUAUAUUUCUCCACCCUGUGGGGGAAAAUGUGUUGUGUGUGUGAAUGGGCUUCAGGUAGGGUGUCUGAAGACUGGCUGAGUGUUUUGACCUAAGGAGUGGACAUUGGCUGGCAUGCUGUGCAAAACUUGGUCUGUGUUUUAAUGAAACAUGCAUGCAGUUGCACCAGAAUGCUCUUGUACAAAUGCGAGCAAUUGCACCAAUGCAGCUGUGCGAUGGAGAGCCAUUAUUCCCCAAAGGCUGCCCAUUGCGCAGCAAUGGUUCACAUGGUUUGUUAAAACACAGAUGGAAUUUUGUGCAGUUAAGUCAGGCAUUCUAUAUCAUUAAGUCUUUUACUAAUAUUCUGGGAAUUGUAACCUUUGUUCUCCCCACCUCCCAUAAAGGCAAAUUAACUGUCUAGUCCUCACUGUUGAAGAAAAACAUUGGAAAAUAAAAGUUUGGGGAACAGAGAAGAAGUUAAAAGAGAACUGAAAUUCAUUUGUUCCAGAAAAAAGAAUGCAAUCUGUGCAAAGGAAUGCAAAGAAUGUGCAUGUAGACAUUCUAGAAAUGGGCUGGUUAUGCCAGUUGCCCAGCCUUUCAUGUGCACACUGAGUAUCAACAGGCAUCACAAUACACAUGCAACCAUCCUGUACUCCUUUGGUUGUUUGCAUUGGGGAUUCCUUUUAAGCAACUAAUUUGUUGGUGCACAUCAGUAUGACAUGGUAUGUCCAUUUUGGGCCUCAUGCAGCAGUGGGCUCUCCUUUGUUGGAUAUUUUCGAAGGCUGAUGGCCAUUUGUCAGGGAUGUUAUAUCAGAUUCCUACACUGAGUCAAGGGAUGGGACCAGAAGACUGAGGUCCUGACUCUGUGUUUCCCUUCUUUGUAGCUCUCUCUAGAUUAGCGUCAUAUUUUUCAAUCUUCCUCAGUGACAAACAUCCCAUUUUUGGCAUUUCUCUGCAAUGGCGCAGUCUAGAAACUCUAUUUUAAAUCACUAGAGGGCAUUUUCUCAGGAUGCUGCAUAAUAACAAUAGUAAGCAUCAGUAUGAAGAUCUGGAUUGUAUUUACAACUUUGCCCAGUCCUUGUUGUUUAUGAUAACUUUUGUGCAGAAGGCGAUUGAUAUCCCCGUUUUACACCGAGAGGCUUAAAGGCUGUGAAAUAUUUUUACCCAGUAUGUUUAUGGCUGAGCAUGGAUUUGAACCUAGUGCUCCCCUAACAAAGACUAAUGUGUUACCCACUAGACCAGGGAUUCUCAGCCUUGGGUCCCCAGAUGUUGUUGGACUUCAUCUCCCAUAAUCUCCAGCCCCAGUGGUCUUUGGUUGGGGAUUAUGGGAGUUGAAGUCCAGCAACAUCUGGGGACCCAAGGUUGAGAACCCCUGCACUAGACCUAUUCCUAGCUGCCCUAGGACUCCUCCGAAGAGCACUGAAUGCUUUCAUUUCUACUCUCACUAAAAGAUGAGCUGCAGCCAAGAGGAAAGAGGACAAUGAGCUUCCUUCACUUCUAGUAUUUGCAAUGGGCACUGCUAGGGGUCAAGCCUCAUAAGAACAUAAGGAUGGCCCUGCUGGAUCAGGCCCCGGGCCCAUUUAGUCCACCAUCCUGUUUCACAAAGUGGCCCACCAGAUGCCACUGGGGAGCCCACAGGCAGGAGUUGAGGGCAUGCCCUCUCUCCUGCUGUUACUCCCCUGCAACUGGAACUCAGAGGCAUCAUGCCUCUGAGGCUGGAGGUGGCCUAUAGCCCUCUGACUAGUAGCCGAUGAUAGACCUCUCCUCCAUGAAGUUAUCCAAACCCCUCUUAAAGCCUUCCAGGUUGUUGGCUGUCACCACAUCUUGGGGCAGAGAAUUCCACAAGUGGAUUAUAUGUUGUGUGAAAAAGUACUUCCGUUUGUUGGUCCUACAUUCUAUGUCAAUCAAUUUCAUGGGAUGACCCCUGGUUCUAGUGUUAUGUGAGAGGGAGAAGAAUUUCUCUCUAUCCACUUUCUCCAAACCAUGCAUGAUUCUAUAGACCUCUAUCAUGUCUCCCUGCAGUUGUCUUUUUUUCUAAACUAAACUAAGCCUUCUCGGAAGCUAUGCCCUAGGUCCUGAACACCCCCCCCGCCCAGAUUUGUGGGGGUUGGAGACACUGAGUGGUGAGAAGCAGACACUCUGCACGUACUUAAGAGUACUCACUUCAUCACUGUUGUUUUAUUUCUUGCCUGGCAAAAGCCAGAACCUGGCUCAUAGAAUGCCCUGUAUACUCCCCCUGCCAACUCCAGCUGCACCUGUGUCCUGGAACUUAUGUUAUAGGCAUACAUGGGAAGUUGCCAGUCUCUGGGCGGUGUGUAUGCUGCCAGGCUGCAAAUGGCAACUACUGGGCGUUCAACAUCUGGGUGGACUCCUCCUCCCCUCCCACAUAAUUCGUGCCUCUUCAUUUGUUCACCUUCUCAGACAGUGUGGCUCCCUCCCGGUCCCCGCCGCAACCUCAGUGGAAUUGGCUUCUAAGUGGGACUAGUGGUGGACUUGGUAAUGAAAAGACUGUAUUUUUUCCAAGAUGAAAAGGCAUAUUUAUUUCCCUGUAAAAAGUAUUUAUGCACUUGAGUUCUUUGCCUUUUUUCUUCAUGUAGCAACUGGGCAGUCCUGCUCCUGAGAUAUUUAGCCUGAUGUUUCAGAGUUAUACCAAUAUAUUCCUAAAGGUAUUAAAUUAAUAAAGUCAUGUCCAUGGAAAAGACAA